GAGAGAUGCUCUUUGCAGCAAACAGGGACGCGCGCCUUUGCAAAAAAACCCCUGGGGGGGAAAAAGCAGUGCGUGAGAUCUUGCAAGCAAGUGGAAGGGAGAGGGGAAGCACUUCUCGACCCUUUUACACAUUCCCCACGCACACCUUCAAAGACCCACACACAUCCACACACGUUGCACACAAGGCGGUGUUUUUCCGCUGGAGGCGAUUUAGCAAAGGUUAGGCAGCAAUCCUUGCCAGGCACGAUCCGCAAAGCGGCAGGUCUCCGGAAGGUGGCUGUUAACUACAUCACCCAGCAUCCCUGGGUCGGGGAUCAGGGGGUUGAGAACCCUGCGGGAGCUAGUUAUCAAUCAAUCAAUUGAUUGAUUAAUUGAUUGAUUUCUAGAUUUUUUUAAAAUUUGAUUUCUAUGCCGCCCUUCUCCGGAGACUCAGGGUGCGUUAAGCAAUAGCCUUCAUACUUUUGUAUAUUUAUACAAAGUCAGCUUAUUGCCCCCACAAACUGGGUCUUCAAUUUACCUACCUUAGAAAGGAUGGAAGGCUGAGUCAACCUUGAGCCUGGUGAGGUUCGAACUUACAGUAAUUGCAGGCAGCUGGUGUUAAUCACAAUGCUAUCAGUCUGCUGAGCCACCAGGCCCUUUGAUAGUUAGCUAGUUGGAAAUGAAUGAAUCUAUCUAUCUAUCUAUCUAUCUAUCUAUCUAUCUAUCUAUCUAUCUAUCUAUUAUUAUUUAUUUAUUAGUUUGAUUUAUAUGCCGCCCUUCUCCGGAGACUCAGGGCGGCUUACAAUGCUUUUAAGCAAUAGCCUUCAUACUUUUGUAUAUACCUGCUUAGUAGGGCUUUCAGGGGCCCCCCUAAGUGGUGUUCUAUUUUAUACAAAGUCAGCUUAUUGCCCCCACAAACCGGGUCCUCAUUUUACCUACCUGGAAAGGAUGGAAGGAUGAGUCAACCUUGAGCCUGGAGGUGAAGGAAGCUGGUCAUGAGACAUAAAAUAAUGACGGAGAAAGGGAAAAAUCCAGAUGCAAAAUCCGAAAGAGAAUUGCAAGAAGGCCUCAAAGCCGGGGUGACCCAAGAGAAGGCAGCAAGAACAACGAAAGACCUCCAAGCUGGGAAUGCAGAAGGUUUUGCAAAAAUGGGGGGCUCCAGAUCAGCCAAGAGUGAGGCAGGAGAUCGGCGGUUGAAAUAUUUGGAUCCCCGGGCAGCUUUGAAGGCAAUGCAGUCCUCCAAGCAGGAGGAACUGAUUUCUGAACCAUGGGAGAAUGCCAAGGCCUGCCUGGCUUCCUUGGAAGGAGCAGCUGAAACCUAUUGGAGAUACAAAGGACUGGUGGAUCUCAGCAGAGAAACUCAAAGGGAGAAUGAACAAACCAAUGCUGCCAAGAUGGACGACUACUGGAAGGUGGGCGAGGAUGUCCUGAGAGAGGACUCGGCGGCCACUGACACCCAGCGAACCCUUUUCAGAGACUUCUGUUACCGAGACGCUGAGGGUCCCCGUGAGGCCUGCAGCCGUCUCUGGUACCUCUGCCACCGGUGGCUGAAGCCGGAGAGGCACACCAAGGAGCAGAUCCUGGAGCUGGUGAUCCUGGAGCAGUUCCUGGCCAUCCUGCCCUCCGAUCUCCAGAGGUGGGUCAAGGCUGCCGGGCCUCACACUUGUGACCAAGCGGUGGCCCUGGCUGAAGGCUUUACCUCAGGACGGCCACAGGAGGGACCAGGUUUGGUGCAGGAGGUGGCUGUGGGGUUCUCCACGGCUGAGCGGCCUCUGUCAGGGGCUGGAGAGAGACAAGCCAGUGCCGUCGAGGUCAAGCAGGAGCAGGAUGGUGAUAGCGAUUCAGAAGAUGACAAGUGGGUGAUUGAGACGAGGCAAGGGGAUCUCCAGUUGGAAGACACCGAGCCAGUGAAAUUGUGUGGGCCCUCCUUGCAAGAACCUUAUUGGUCCGAAGAAGAUGGAGAUGCAGCUCUUGGGGAUGGAGCUGACCAGAAGAAUGAGGACAACCCAGGUCAAAACAGACCUGAAGGGCUUCCUCUAGCAGAAGAAGACGGGGACUCAAGUCAACCUGUUAUGGUCCAAAGACGGCACAGAAGUCGAGAAAAGAAGACCUGUGCCGUGUGCGGCAAGACUUUCAGCCGGAGCACGGUGCUCGCUGCCCAUCAGAGGACCCACACGGGCGAGAAGCCAUUCAUGUGCCAGAAUUGUGGGAAAUGCUUCAGCUUCAAGUCCACUCUGGUUGCCCACGAAAGGACCCACACGGGAGAGAGGCCUUACACCUGUGAUCUGUGUGGGAAGAGCUUCACCGUCAGCUCAGUCCUCACCAGGCAUUACCGAGUCCACAUCGAAAAGAAACUCUUCAGCUGCUCCGAGUGUGACAAGAGCUUCACUCAGAAAUCUCAGUUGCUCAACCAUCAGAAGAUCCACGUGAGGGAAAAGCCGUUCAAAUGUGCCCAGUGUGGAGAAGGUUUCAGCCGGAGCUCCAGCCUCAAGAAACACGAGGGCUCCCACACGGGGGAGAAACCCUUCAAAUGCCCCGAUUGCGAGAAAUCCUUCAACACGUCUUCCCAGCUGGUCAAGCACCACCGAGUCCACACCGGGGAGAGGCCCUACACAUGUUCGGAGUGUGGGAAGAGCUUCAGCCAGUGGCAGAUCCUGAUGGUGCACCAAAGGACCCACACGGGCGAGAAACCCUUCAAGUGCGCCACCUGCGGGAAAUGCUUCUCCGAUCGGGCUGUCCACAUUCGCCACCAGAAAGUCCACACAGGGGAGAGGCCUCAUCAGUGCCCCACUUGCGGGAAGAGGUUCACCCACCGCACCGUCUUGGUGAAGCACCAGAAGAUCCACGCCCGAGAAGCUCUGAACCUAGCCAAAUUGCAAGAUGAGCAGCAACGACACGAGGAAACUUCAUAAAAGUUUGCAAGACGGGACGAAUGCUCAACUUUGAAGGAUACCGACGGGCGACGCUCUUCCCUGAGCCUUCCCUACCUUUUUUGGCUUCCAGAUGCGUCAAGACCCAUGGUCUUCCUGGCUUAAAAACAGAUGGGAGUUGCAGUCCAAUAAAGGAACUGGGUUGGCUUGAUAGCACAGGAUUCUGCUGUAUUGUGCAAAGAUGUAUAUGUAUCAGAUAAUCAGUAUGUCUACAACAGAGGUCUUCAAACAUGGCAUAGCUUGCUGGAGAAUUCUGGGAGUUGAAGUCCACAAGUCUUAAAGCUGCCAAGUUUGAAGACCUCUGGUCUACAAUCACACCGUGGCAAACGGUCACUUUCCCAGGGCUGAGCAUGAUGGGUUAGGCAACACUUUCUUUGACACACGUGGGGAUCCUCCAGUGGGCCUACUCCUCCACCACUCCCCAGUCCCCUCAUCUUCCAUGUUGUGACUGUCUCUGUGUAUGCACUUUUGUCUUCCUGAUAAAAGUUGCCGGCGUUGUUGUCGAGUCUUGGCAAAGUCAACUUUUUCAAGAUCUACUUUAGCUAUGCACUACAGUGAUAAAGAAAGCAGUUCAUGAGGACAGAUUAAGCCCCUCCCAUUUGUGCACAGACAUCAACUAGUAGUAGAUAAUGUAUCCGAUAGAGAAGCAUCCUGUUUUAAUUCAAUUCCCCAUCACAAUGUUAUUGUUUUUUUGCCACUGUUCUUUGGUUGUUGGUCCCCACGUUUCUGAUUUUGGACACCAACAUGCUGUUGUGUUUCUGUAUUAUAAGGAUAAGAGGAUAAUGUAUAUCACAAAAACGGAUUAAAGCAAAAAUUAGAAGUGCCUCAUAA
Molecule: messenger RNA, 3740 nt
Organism: Pantherophis guttatus
Lineage: Eukaryota; Metazoa; Chordata; Lepidosauria; Squamata; Colubridae
Biological process (GO): regulation of cytokine production; negative regulation of transcription by RNA polymerase II; regulation of immune system process
Cellular component (GO): nucleoplasm
Molecular function (GO): DNA-binding transcription repressor activity, RNA polymerase II-specific; RNA polymerase II cis-regulatory region sequence-specific DNA binding
Source: RefSeq, a predicted model, not a curated record